This is a messenger RNA of Acanthamoeba castellanii str. Neff, 1158 nucleotides long. RefSeq names its product serpin (serine proteinase inhibitor) superfamily protein. The transcript is spliced from 5 exons. Bases 1 to 1158 code for a protein of 385 amino acids. The record is from RefSeq and is a predicted model, not a curated record. Lineage: Eukaryota; Discosea; Longamoebia; Acanthamoebidae. Gene Ontology annotation, molecular function: serine-type endopeptidase inhibitor activity.
AUGGAAGCGACGACCAGCGCAGCUGGUUGCAUGCUUGCGACCAAGCUUGCCUCUAAGCUCGACGACGACAAGAACGCGCUUAUCUCUCCGCUCGGCGUCCAGCUGGCGCUCGCGCUCAUUCUGGCGGGUAGCGCUGCCGGCGAGAAUGCGAACCAACUCCUCAGCGCCAUGGGUUUUAGCUCCGAAUUGGGUCGGGAGCAAGUACUCUCCGCCAUGAAGACUCUGGUCGCUGAUAUCAAACACUCGGAGAAGGCGGCGUUGGUGCUGGAGAACAAGAUGUGGGUUGACACCACGCUGCCCCUCGACCCCGCGUUCACCGCGCGCCUGGGGGGCCUUGCCUCCGAUGCCUGCGCUGUUAACUUUGCCGAGAUUGACCGGGAGCAGGUGGCGCUCAGCGCAUUCCUGACCAAAAUCAACCGCCCACGCGAUCCUCCUCGAGCGUUCACAGACACCAACGGGCUGGCGGUGAUCAACGGCGCUUGGUUCAAGGGCGUGUGGGAGAACGCCUUCCCCAGAGAGAACACUCGGGCCUCGCCCUUCCACCGGCUCGGAGGUGUCGACGACGACAUAUCCAGUGAUGUGCAGAUGAUGCGUCAUGAGUCAAUGUCAAUUGCACACGGAACGUUUGAGCACCACACGAUGGUGAGCCUUCCCCACGAGAACUCCCUUCUGCGCCUGCUCGUCCUGCUGCCCCACGUGAACUCAUCCGAGGCCCUCGCUGCGGUGAGAGCGUCGCUGAUCGGAUUGCCGGAGCAGUACAAGGCGCUGGUCUCGGGUCGUCGCCAGUGGGUGGAGCUGCAACUGCCCAAGUUCCAGGUCUCAGUUGAGCAGGAGCUGUCGCCCGUGCUCAAGUCGAUCGGCGUCGUCGAGCCGUUCGCCCAGGAGAGCGCCGACUUCACCGGGAUCAUAGCCCAAGACGCCUCCGCCGACCCUGAGAGGUCGCUGCUGCACAUGGGCAAGGUGAUACACAAGGCGAUCCUCACCGUCGACGAAGCUGGCAUCAACAACGAUGUUAACGAUGCCUCGGGCGACAGCAAACCGCAAUUCAGCCUGCCUCCGGCCCUGCGCUUCGUGGCGGACAGGCCGUUCGUGUUUGUGCUCUUCCAUGCCCAGUUUCACUGCCCUAUCUUCGUGGGCCAGGUUGUCCAGCCCAUGUAG